GUUUGAAUGUGUUUCACCCUGAUUGGAAUAACCUGCCGCAGGUGAGAGAGAAGCCUGUGCUCCCUUUAGUCUGUGAAGUGUCACUACAGCAUCUUUCUUUGCUGGAGGAAAAUAAAUGACCAUGAUGGGAGUUUGGGCUGCAUUGCUGACGACCUAUGGAAUCUCUAUAGCUUUUGCAAAGAACUCUGCAGAAUUGGGAUUAAAAGGACAACCUGCAUUGGAUCUGGCUCCGAACGCUGUUGACGACAUGUACGCAGGUUGCAGAGACAAGAUGGAGACCAGAGUGCAGAAGCAGUACCUGGCAAAUGAGAAAAACAAAGACAAAGAUUUCAUGCUGGCCUGGGGUGUGGCAGAGAAAUAUUACAACAAACAAUGGAAGCGUAAGGGAAAGAGGCCGUCCACGGGCCUGGGCAGAGAACAGAUCAUGGCUCUCUAUGUUUACAGCCUCGACAAGCCCAGCGUAUAUCUCGAGUUCAACGAUGCAGUUCGAACUAAUAGAUCUGUGUACAUGACCACGUUCAAGUAUCACGCACUUCACUUUUUCCUGACCGACGCCCUUCAGACGCUCAGCGCUCGUAAACCUGAAGCGGAAAGAUGUCUGACUGGGUACAGGAGAGUCGACAGCUACUUCAGUCAGGACGUCCUCAACAAGCUGAUUCGCUUUGGCUCUUUUACCUCCAGCUCAAUGGGAUGGUACCCCAGCUCUGAAAGGUUCGGCGACAAGUCGUGCUUUGAGAUUGUGACGUGCUCCGGAGCGGACAUCUCGCUGUACUCGAAGCUCGGAGAGGCAGAGAGAGAAGCGCUCAUUCCUCCCUAUGAGGUCUUCAAAGUGGCAAAGAUGGAGAGGAGAUCUGACCUCAAGAGUCUGCCGUGUGAGGUGGUGUAUAAACUGAAGAGUACACGCAAAACUCUCUCCAGAUUGAACUGUUCCCUUUUUAAAAAUCAACAACCCCACGUGUUCUCUGUUGUACGUGUGAAGGAACCCACAAAACAAUGACGACUAUUCUUUAAUCGGGUACUUAGCUAACACUUCACAUUUUUUUAAAUGAACCGUUUAAGAGCCUGGGGAAGCAAAACACAUGACUCACUUUUGUAGUUGCAUAAAAAAUGUAAUGAAUAUCAAGAAUUUGUCAUUGUAUACAGUCAUAUUAUUACAAUAAUUGUACUGAGUUGCAUUGAAUUCUGUCCAAAGUAAUAAAAGAUCAAGUUUUUUUCCAAAUUGUGCAUUUAUGUCUGUUUAUAUUGUCUGUUUUCAGAAUGUUCUUUUCUCUUAACACGGCUGAAGAAGCCACAUGACCAAUGUAUUUUGCACUAAUCUAAGACUUUUCUAAAUCAGGGGCUAAAAAGAUCCAGGCACAAUCCCUGAUUCAGUAAGGUGCCCAUUUAAGUCAGACCUAUUUUACUGUUUGCUCUAUAGCUUUGUGCAAAGCCACAUGUGUUGUGUGCUUUAAAAAUCAACAUUCUUAACAAAUUGUCAUAUUUAUUGUUGGUAAGUGACUAGUUUUUUAAGACUGCUCACAGGACAGGGGCGCUUCAAGGGCCAAUCAGAUGGGGCCACUGCCCCCUGGAUCUGCUAUUCCCUUUACAAAAUCAUACCCUGAUUUUCAUACAGUUCCAGUGUGACACAUUUACUGAAUAAACCCCUCACUGUUCACUAGUCAGUCCAACAAGA
Molecule: messenger RNA, 1672 nt
Organism: Hippoglossus stenolepis (Pacific halibut)
Lineage: Eukaryota; Metazoa; Chordata; Actinopteri; Pleuronectiformes; Pleuronectidae
Product: ecto-ADP-ribosyltransferase 5
Exons: 3
Coding region: 116-997 (293 amino acids)
Molecular function (GO): NAD+-protein-arginine ADP-ribosyltransferase activity; NAD+ poly-ADP-ribosyltransferase activity
Source: RefSeq, a predicted model, not a curated record